AUGUGGUUGAAAUCGUUGCUGCUUUGCUUGUACUCGUUGGUGCUCUAUCAGGUACAUGCCGCACCUUCAUCAGAUAAGCACCUUACUUCCAAAGAUGUCGAUCUAAAGAAACUGUACGAGCCUAACCCCCCUGUUACACAGCGCGGAGCAAUCACUAUCGAGUACUUUGACCCCACAUCGGAGUUGAUGAAAGAGGCGGACUUGACGUUCGAGUUAUACGGUACCGUGGUGCCCAUAACAGUAAAAAACUUUGCUUCGCUUGGUCGUGGUGUGAAGGCUGUCGUUGAGGGAAAGGACCCCAAGGACAUCCAUACCUACUCAUACCGUCAGACAAAAAUAACCAAGGUUUUCGCCAAUGGAUAUAUUCAGGGUGGCACAGUGGCUCCCGAUGUGGGUCCCUUCAGUAUUUACGGACCCAAGUUUAACGAUGAAAACUUUUCUUUGAAGCAUGACAGACCCGGCAGGCUUGCCAUGGCCUACUUUGGUCCUGACUCCAAUACCUCUGAAUUCAUCAUCACCACUAAAACUGAUGGCAAUGAGGAACUAGACGGUAAAAGUGUCGUGUUUGGCCAAAUCACCUCUGGUUUAGAUGAACUAAUGGACGUCAUCCAAUAUACUGAGGUAGACGAGUACGGGAAACCGGAGCACAAGUUACAGUUACUGUAUUUCGUUCUAGAAGAUUUGAAAAUUGGUAACCUUUUAGAGUUGAAUUCUACCUACAUGAGUGAGGUUAGUAAGUUCAGAAACGGCGAUACAUCUGUUGGUGUUACCUUGGAAAAUCUUUUCCAAAAACAUGAAGGCUACACCAGCACCAGCACCAGCACCAGCACCGCCGCUUCUGCCGGCACAACUUCCUAUGAUCUGAACCAUCCUGUUUGCAAAGCCCUGUUGUGUUUAUUUGUCCUUGGAAGUUGUUUCAUUGCUUACAAAUGCAUGCAGGAAAAGCCUCGUACGGUGUCGUUAAGACGUAAAUAA
This is a messenger RNA of Saccharomyces kudriavzevii IFO 1802, 975 nucleotides long. It is a transcript of the gene CPR4, whose product is annotated as peptidylprolyl isomerase family protein CPR4. Gene Ontology annotation, cellular component: endoplasmic reticulum; fungal-type vacuole. The record is from RefSeq and is a predicted model, not a curated record. Gene Ontology annotation, biological process: protein peptidyl-prolyl isomerization. The transcript has a single exon. Gene Ontology annotation, molecular function: peptidyl-prolyl cis-trans isomerase activity. Lineage: Eukaryota; Fungi; Ascomycota; Saccharomycetes; Saccharomycetales; Saccharomycetaceae. The coding region runs from base 1 to 975 and encodes 324 amino acids.